AUGACAGAAAUAAAUACGCUCUCAGAAAGCGGGCAUGAAGAGACCCCAAACGUUACGGAUACUGAAGCUUCGGCUUCACUACAUGAAGAUUCGUUUGACGAAGAAUCGGCUGGUGAAGAUACCCCGCGAGAGAGCAUCGACCUCGACAACAUAUGUCUACCAGAGUACACCCAACUAGUGACAAAUGAAGAACGCACAAUAGAUACAGAGGAGGUUCAAAAUAUAAAGUCGCGUGUAGAAGACCAGUCCCCAGAGUGCGAGAAUCAUCCGACACAGCGCUCGCUAUCGUCGGCAUACGAGGACAACCAAGGACAACCACCUCCUUCACCAGCUUAUGAAGAGCACCAAACACAGAGAGCUGACUUGCCAAUACAUGAAGAUCAUGAUUCCCAAAGAUCUUUGCAACGACCGUUAGAAUCGCAUAACCAGAGUGGUGAUGUACAACAGGGCCGUUUUUCCAGCGACCACACACCUAUUGGAGAAGGUGCGCCACUCGUACAUCCAAUAUCUGCAUCGCACGUACGCUACCACCACCUUACCGAUCCAAUAGUAGCAGAAAACAAUGCUGGAGUAUGCUCAUGCAGUAUACUGCACGACCGGCCCGCAGCAUGGCUAGCUAAAAAGAAGAACACACCACUAUCGAGCCUUGCGGCAGCCGUACUAACCAAAGAAGGACUUUUGGAGGCCAAAGAGCUACGAUUGAUUACUAGAGAUACGGACAUGAAGCGUGACCCCACCGACCCCAUAUCUGGCGCCCUACUCGGCUGCUACGACGUUGUCGGUGGCAUCAUGCUGGGUCUCGCCGAAGGCCCUAUCGAACUAGGCAAGCAAGCCAGUCCCUUGUUCCACGCCUCGCAUUCGGCCAAAGAGUCUUCUUCCCAGACCGAAGAAGAGCCUAAAUCCACUUCUGCGCCUUCAGCAUCUUCUUCAUCCUCAAAAUCGAAACGCAUACCCCAUGCCGCUGGCAAAGUCGCGCUCGGCACGGCCAAGGGUCUCGGCCGCGUCGUAACAACCAGUCUAAAGAGCCCUGCGCUGAUCAUGCACGGCGUCACGAGGGGCUUCCACAACCUGCCCAAGACGUACGGCGAAGAAGUGCGGGUAUACGAGGACGUGACGGGAUUAAGAAGCGGUCUGCUGGUGAGCGCAAAAAGCUUUGGCCACGGCCUUGGCGAUGGUAUCCGUGAUUUCGCUACCAAACCCAUUGAUGGCGCAGAAAAGAACGGCAUCAUUGGGUUUAGUGCGGGCCUCGUGACGGGGAUUGCGAACCUCGCUUUCAAGCCUGCUGCUGGCGCUUGCGGGCUUAUAGGGUACUCAUCGGUGGGCGUGUAUAAGGCGAUUCAGAAGAUUGGGGCGCCUAAGAUUGAGGAUCCAGCGGAGGCUAUGAGGAAAGUAGGAGAAGCGGAGUAUCAGCAGGUGAGUGAUGCUGAUAAAUUGUUUAUUGUAAGGCUUUGGUGCCAGAUUCAUAUGCGCAUACGGAUAGAUUAG
Bipolaris sorokiniana ND90Pr is the source of this 1485-nucleotide messenger RNA. RefSeq lists its product as uncharacterized. The transcript has 4 exons. Lineage: Eukaryota; Fungi; Ascomycota; Dothideomycetes; Pleosporales; Pleosporaceae. The coding region runs from base 1 to 1485 and encodes 494 amino acids. The record is from RefSeq and is a predicted model, not a curated record.